UUGAGGGCACUCUAAGACUGGCAGAGUUGAAUGCAAAGACGAAGAACAGGAGAAGCACUGAUACAGCCUUUAGAUUAGUCCUCGGUAACACGCCAAUUUCAGAGCUGUCCUGCCAUUCCACGGAACCUGCGCUGUUUAACUGUUUUCUCUGCGUUCGUAAGAAUGUUCACGGGCACUGUUUUCCAAAGGAUGCACAUUAAGACAUUUUAAUGUCUAAAGAACCUGAUGGAUUAUCACACACCGUUUUGUUAAAUUUGUCUUUUAGAGUGCCAUUUGCGAAGGAGCUGUUAUUUUAGGAGGUCUUUGGCAAAUAGAGAUUCUUUUCGUUUCGAAAUUAAACGUGUUUCCAGCAGACCAGAGCGACCAGAAACCAUCGGAUUCUUCUCGUAUUAGUGCCUGUGGAUCUCUCACUGUUAUAAUCAAAUUUGGACUGGUGAACUGAUUUUGCAUUGCAAUGGAUACAACUAUGUGGAGUUAUAUUUUAGGUCUUUUCAUGGUUGCUUGUCGAGUAAAACUGGCUCGAACAACAGUUUUAGAAUCAAUAUAUUGGAAUACUUCGAACACCAAGUUUGUCCCAGGAAGGGGUGUAGUACUAUACCCUCAGAUCGGAGACAAAAUGGACAUUGUGUGUCCAAGAAUCAAGCCAGGCUCCAGUGAGCAGACGAACAUUGAAUACUUCCGGGUCUAUCUUGUUCCCAAAGAACAACUUGAGACCUGUCGAGUCACUAAGGGCGACAUGUUACUGCUCAACUGUGACAAGCCGGACCAGGACGUGAAGUUCACCUUCAAGUUUCAAGAGUUCAGCCCCAACCUGUGGGGCCUGGAGUUCUUCAAAGGAAAGGACUAUCACAUCAUCUCCACAUCGAACAGCACUUCUGAAGGUCUGGACAACCACGAAGGCGGUGUUUGUAAGACCAAAUCCAUGAAGCUGGUCCUGAGAGUUGGACAGAGCCCUACAGAUUCAUUCUCAGCAAAAAACCAACCAACUAGAUACCCUCCAAAAUACCCUGACAAAGAGGACCAAAACAACUUCAGCAAAGAAAACGACGUUGUCAGCAAAGUUGACUCUAUGCAAAACGGCGAAGCUGGAGGCAAUAGCGGAGAGUCUGUAGGAUCCACUGGAUCUGAAGUGGCCCUGUUUGCUGGUGUUGCAUCCGGCGCUGUCAUCUUCAUCAUCAUUAUCAUCGCUCUGGUAGCGCUGCUGCAUCGGCGUCAUCAGAAACACUCCGCGCAGUGCUCCGCCCAGUUGCCAUUAAACACACUGCCCAAACGCGGAAGUGGGGCGAGUGGCGGCAGCAACAAUAACGGCUCUGAGCCUAGUGACAUCAUCUUUCCUCUGCGGACCUCAGGAAGCAUGUACUGCCCGCAUUACGAAAAGGUCAGCGGUGACUACGGCCACCCUGUCUAUAUCGUCCAAGAAAUGCCACCGCAAAAUCCUGCAAACAUUUACUACAAAGUUUGACAGAGAAUGGACAACAAGCCGACCGGCUGUGUUUCAAAUGAUGGACAUCAGUGUUUUGAUGCCUCUCAGAUGCUCAGUUGCAGAUGGUGUAACUGGAUGCUAGAAGGGCUGAAGCGUUGUCUAAUUCAGAAGAACUCAAUCUUUGUCAGUUGAGACUUGAUUCUGGAUUAGAUGCUGGUGCACAUGGGAAUUUGCUCUUCUGUUUAUACCUUAACACGGAAAACUGGAUGACUUUCAAAGCCUAGAACAUCUUACAGAUGAACAAGCAGUGAAGUGCUGCAAAAUAAUGCUGAAUAAACAUCUCAUGUGAAGGAUCUGAGAAUAUCAAUAUUUUGCUUUAACAAACAGCUCAUUUUUUUUUUUUUUAAUUUAUUGGUUUUUGCUUAUUUUUAUGUUUCUAAACUCCCAGAUCUUGGACGAAAAUAUAACUUUCAUGCACGAGAAGAGGCCUUUAUUCCUGUACUUUGCAAUUCUUCGAUGUGUUAGAGUCCAUCCGAUGCAGUUUUAAGCUGAUGAUGACUGUUUGCAUCCUGAAGCUGGCCUGAUGGAUGCAUAUUACAUAUGAGUUGGGACAUUUGUAGCCCUUAUGCUGUUGAAGUCAGUGUGGUCCAAAACGCAUGUGGUUCUUUUAUCCCCAUUUGCUUAUAACUUUUCAAACAUUUAUUUAAACAGCAAACAAACAAAACUAAAGAUCAACAUACAGAAAGAUCCUUUGUUGACUCGGUAA
Labeo rohita (rohu) is the source of this 2189-nucleotide messenger RNA. RefSeq names its product ephrin-B2b (gene efnb2b). Gene Ontology annotation, molecular function: ephrin receptor binding. The transcript has 5 exons. The record is from RefSeq and is a predicted model, not a curated record. Gene Ontology annotation, biological process: axon guidance; blood vessel morphogenesis; ephrin receptor signaling pathway. NCBI's taxonomy places the organism in Eukaryota, Metazoa, Chordata, Actinopteri, Cypriniformes, Cyprinidae. Gene Ontology annotation, cellular component: plasma membrane. Bases 455 to 1462 code for a protein of 335 amino acids.